AAUUCGAAAUGGCAUCGGAAGGUUUUCAUCUCCACCCAGACAAUCCACUGCUUUAAGCCUCCUCUCACUCUCUAUAUAGCUCGGCUACCUUAUAGGCGCACAAAAAAGCAUUAAAGUGAAGCAACAAUGGUGGGGACGAAUGUGAAAGCAGAAACAAUGUCUCUAAUGCAAAAGAGAACAGCUAUGGAGGUAAAGAUGAACGCCAUCAUCGAGCGCCUCUGUCAGCCUGGCGGCCCUGGUCUCUCCGGAAAUCUUGUUGACUCCGAGGGAUUUCCUCGGUCAGACGUUGAUGUUCCAGUUGUACGGGCAGAAAGACACCGCCUUACUGUGCUGAGAAAUGAUCACAAAGAGAUUACAGAAAAAAUAAAUGCAAAUAUACAAGUUCUGCAUUCAGCUAGGCUUGCUCCUAGAUCUUCCUCCACUAUAGAUUCAGGUGAUGAUGAGAUGUCAAUUAACCAAAGCUCCUCCAUUGAUACUGUUGUUGCACCUUCAUCCUCAAACAAUGUUGUUCCGAGAGAUUCUCCUACUGCCAUGGACUUGGAUGCUAUUGCCAGUAUUCUAUUUGCAGUUGUUGAUGAAAUAGUGGAUGCAUCUCCAACAGCAGCAGAUGGUUUGCAACUUGGAGAUCAGAUUCUCAAAUUUGGAAAUGUGGAUUACCAGCGUGGUGAGAAUUUGCUGCAAAGGCUCGCUUCCGAAGCCCAAGCAAAUCAGGGCCAGGCAAUACCUGUAGUGGCUAUGAGGCAAGGUGCCCUCAUCAACUUAACGGUGACUCCCAGAAGUUGGCAGGGCAGGGGUCUGCUAGGAAAUAACAAUUCGUAUGUGGAAUGCUUUCAGAUGCAACUUCCGGAUCUUGUAACUGGACUAAAUCACAUGUCGUAAACACAGUCAGGUGGUGGGUUUCAUUUUUCUGCUGCUAGAGAGUGCUUUGUGCGCGCUAGUAUUUUUCCAUUAGGCGUCAACUUGUUGCUAUGAAGGACAGUUCUAUGUACCUUUUUUUUCCUUUACAAAUGACUAGCACACUAGGAGUAGGAUUUAUUUGUCCUUGUGUUUUAAUUUCUUCUUCAAGACAUAUCCUAAUCAUGCUCCUCUUUAUUGGGGCUUGCCAUUUUUAUUAGCCGUGAAGAUUUCUUCGAAGAAGUUAGAAUGUGAAGCUCAUCGAAUGAUAUGAUACAUUAUUUAUAAUUGUUGAUUUGUUCUCUGCACUCGGUACA
This is a messenger RNA of Tripterygium wilfordii, 1211 nucleotides long. Its product is annotated as 26S proteasome non-ATPase regulatory subunit 9-like. Lineage: Eukaryota; Viridiplantae; Streptophyta; Magnoliopsida; Celastrales; Celastraceae. The record is from RefSeq and is a predicted model, not a curated record. The transcript is spliced from 5 exons. Gene Ontology annotation, molecular function: protein binding. The coding region runs from base 127 to 879 and encodes 250 amino acids. Gene Ontology annotation, cellular component: nucleus; cytoplasm. Gene Ontology annotation, biological process: proteasome regulatory particle assembly.